Molecule: messenger RNA, 456 nt
Organism: Podospora pseudopauciseta
Lineage: Eukaryota; Fungi; Ascomycota; Sordariomycetes; Sordariales; Podosporaceae
Exons: 2
Coding region: 1-456 (151 amino acids)
Source: RefSeq, a predicted model, not a curated record
AUGCGCGGGAAAUCCAAUGGGCUGAGUGGUGACCUGACGUUGAGAGUAACGAUCCGGAAACGGCGAAUGUAUCGAUCGUAUUGCGCGCAGCUUGUCAAGUCUGUGGCAGGCAACUCCAUGAUAAGUGCACAGCGCGAAGUGGAGAGGUGUGGACAGGGACAGCGCAAAGUGGAAGUUUCAAGGCCAAGAAACCCCGGAUUUGUGGUGUACAGUAGGGCCGGUGGUGACUUCCUGAAGGGGGAGGAGAAGCCGCGUGAUAAAUCUCGGUUGGCCAGAACACGAUCCAUCACGACGAGACGAACUGUCAAUUUGAGGGGCGCGCAAGAAAAACGGCGUUUCUUGGUAUUCCUGUCUAGCCCGGUGGCUGCACAGGUGACGGAGGCUGGCCGCACGCUCGGCCAAGACAACCGUUUUGCACUAAAGGCGCUGGCAGGCUGCACCUGCGCUGCUCUGUGA